AUGGUGAACUUUGCAGCUCCCAAAGCCGCAAAGGCUGUUGCUAAUUCAGUGAGCAUGACUGACUUAGAAUAUGCGAAGGAUAAGAUUAUUAUGGGAAGUAAGUGCAGAUCAGCUGUAAUUUCUGACGAAACUCGAAAACUAACAGCUUUUCGUGAAGACGACGAAAGGCGAGAUAGGAACAAUCAGCAGAGAAACACAAGGUCCGAUAAUGCAACUGAAUCCAAGAUAAGAGAGUUGGAGGAGAAGAUAAGGAAGCUGUCAGGAACCGGCGAAGAAGACAAGCUCGCCGAGUUUAUAAGCGAGGCCGAGAGGACCCCUUUCACCCAAGAGCUAGAACUAAGGGCCUUCCCACCUAAUUGCACGCUCCCCACCUUCCCAUCGAGGUUCGACGACACGGGAGACGCGGUGGAGCACUUGAAGAUGUACUCAAUGUCCCUAAUCCAAUGGAAAAACUAUGAGGUAGUAAUGUGCAAGUUCUUCCCGGAAAGCUUGGAGGGCGAGGCGACGAAAUGGUUUUACAACCUCGCACCAGGGACAAUUGACAUCUACGAGACUCUAGUCGAAGCCUUCCUUGAAACGUACAUGCACAACAGCAGACCUCGGCCCAGGGUCAACAUGUUAUUUACCUUGGCCAGACGGUUUAGAGAACCUCUCAGAUCCUGGACCGAUAGAUGGAGAAAUUUGUGUACGGAAAUUGGGAAAGUACCAGUCGAUCAGCAGAUAUUCGGGUUCGAAAAUGCACUUGGGAGAUCGGAUCCCAUCUGGGUAGCCAUGUUCACUGAGAAACCACAAACGUUGAAAGAAAUGAGGAAAAUGCAAGAGCAUUUCAUCACCCUAGAAGAAAUCCAGGAAGAGUCAAGAUAUAGAGGAGUGCAAGAAGCUAGUGCAGCGCCCAAGUCAACGUCGGACGAUACUCAAAGACGACCCGAGAAUAGACCGAGUCCGCCCAUGCGAGGACAUGGGAAGAAGGAAUGGAUAGAUAAAGGGAAGAGGCAAAGGCACGAGGCGAGAACGUACACCCCUUUGAAUUCUCCACUGGAAUAA
Papaver somniferum (opium poppy) is the source of this 1044-nucleotide messenger RNA. RefSeq lists its product as uncharacterized. Bases 1 to 1044 code for a protein of 347 amino acids. The record is from RefSeq and is a predicted model, not a curated record. The transcript has 2 exons. Lineage: Eukaryota; Viridiplantae; Streptophyta; Magnoliopsida; Ranunculales; Papaveraceae.